Molecule: messenger RNA, 813 nt
Organism: Trichophyton rubrum CBS 118892
Lineage: Eukaryota; Fungi; Ascomycota; Eurotiomycetes; Onygenales; Arthrodermataceae
Exons: 1
Coding region: 195-644 (149 amino acids)
Source: RefSeq, a predicted model, not a curated record
CCGCCGCUUCACCCUUUUCUGGCCCAAACUCGUUCCCGGAUGUCUGAGGCUAAUAUAGCUGCUUGCUCUGAUAAGGUUGGGAACAGGAUGACUCUCGUUUCUUUUCUUUGCGUAUUUCUGCUUCCUCUCACCUUUUUCCCAGCUUAGCUUUUGUUAACUCUGUUGACGUUACCCUUUUACCAGGUCCCCCGUUGAUGGGCUUACCAUACGCGGUAUCAAAAAGUGUAAGCAUCUUCUCUUCUCGUUUCUUUUUCUGUCUCUUCGCCUUCUUUUCUUUUCGCUCGUUCGGUUCUUUUUUAAACAUCUCCCAUCCAGAGUCGUUUCAAGGCAUUCUGGCUGAUACUUAUAUCUCCUUUUCUCCCGCCGUUUUUAGGUCCAACCCGUUCUUUGCGUCCAGCAGACCCGGCAUACUCACCCCCUUUUCAACGACUUCCAUCCAGUCGGCCCCAAUCAUCCUCCCAAACACCCCUUUCCAGCACUGGCUUCCCUUCCCAAUCCCAGGACUCUUCAGUCUUACUUACGUCUUGCGUUUCCCGGUUUCUCCCUCUUUCCUUUUUCCGGCCUCCACAUCUAGUAGUGUCAUUUCUCACCCACUUUUCGGAUCGAAGGUUUCGGUUUCUGCAUGUUCUGUCCGUCAACCUUAGCCCUCUUAGAGGUCAAACAAGAAACGGAAAAACAAAAAACACAAUAAGGGUAAAAGGAAAGGAAAGAAAAAAUAAAAAAUAAUCGGCAUAAUUUUUCAAACGAACGAGAAGAGAGGGAAAAAAUACAUCAUCCCCUUCCACCCCAGCAGGGAACCAGAAAAGUGCAAAA